AUGUUUCUCAGUCCCCUCUGGUUCCGUAUUUUCGAUAUCAUCUUACAUUUCAUCCUUUCCGAUAUGGAUAUUCCUGUCCCUUCGCAUCUGUCAGUUCCUGCACAAAACUCCGUCAGUGGGCCGAAGCAACAAAGUGGUCAGAGUGACAUACUCCUCCCUGAGGACCACCGGGUCCACCAUGUCCGCCCUGGUGCUGUCCAGGACCUCCCGGGUGCUGCGGGUGCUGCGGGUGCUGCUGUCCUUGGAAUCCGCCCUGAGGUCCUCCGAAGCCUGGACCACCGGGACCACCAGGGCCACCAGGGCCACCGUUAUGUUGAGGAUCACCCUGGGGUCCGCCGGGACCUUGCUGGUGGCCCUGUUGGUGGCUGUGUUGCUCGUUUUUCUCGUGCUCGUUGUGCUUAUCGUGCUUGUCGUGGUGGCUGA
Molecule: messenger RNA, 423 nt
Organism: Penicillium vulpinum
Lineage: Eukaryota; Fungi; Ascomycota; Eurotiomycetes; Eurotiales; Aspergillaceae
Exons: 2
Coding region: 1-423 (140 amino acids)
Source: RefSeq, a predicted model, not a curated record